Messenger RNA from Ostertagia ostertagi, 387 nucleotides. The record is from the annotation of a GenBank genome assembly. Lineage: Eukaryota; Metazoa; Nematoda; Chromadorea; Rhabditida; Trichostrongylidae.
AUGCCUGAGUUCCCUUCAAGAAGGAAGAGGAAUGCCGCCACAUACAUUAUAGCAAUUCUUCGAAUUGUUCGUGCUGCAAAAGGCGAACCGUUCUGGCCUCGGUUGGGCCAUCAGCCUACUGCCGUGUCUGGAAGGGCAGCGCAAAUUCAUAACGCCUUUGCAUACGCUUUAGGACCACUUAACGCGAAUUUGACAUCUGUUGGUGCGUCGUCGACGGCGGGAGGAGCAGUAGUGCCACCAUCACCUGUAGCAGUACCACCUCCACCACCAACACCAACGACAGGAGUAGCAGGAGCAGGCGAAAUUGCUACGAUAAAGAGAGCAUGUGAGCGCGACAGUGAGACGGGACAAGGCCAAUCUCGAGGGGAGAAUGCAGAGCAGGUAUAA